Molecule: messenger RNA, 1269 nt
Organism: Dictyostelium discoideum AX4
Lineage: Eukaryota; Evosea; Eumycetozoa; Dictyosteliales; Dictyosteliaceae
Product: histone deacetylase family protein
Exons: 4
Coding region: 1-1269 (422 amino acids)
Source: RefSeq, a predicted model, not a curated record
AUGGAAUAUAAUACAAUUUUAAACAAUACAAGUAAAACAAGAGUAUGUUAUUUCUUUGAUCAAGAUGUUGGUAAUUACUUUUAUGGUCCUUAUCAUCCAAUGAAACCUCAUCGUUUAUGUUUAACAAAUAAUUUAGUUUUAAACUAUGGUUUACAUAAGAAAAUGCAUCUUUACAAAGCUAGACCUGCUGAUGCUGAAGAUAUGUUGAAAUUUCAUUCUGAAGAUUAUGUUGAUUUUUUAGAAAGAGUUACACCAGAAAAUAUUAAUGAAUGGAAAGAUGUUAAAAGGUUUCAUAUUGGAGAGGAUUGUCCAGUAUUUCCAGGAUUGUAUGAUUAUUGUUCAAUUUAUUCAGGUGGAUCAAUUGAAGGAGCGUUAAAAUUAAAUCAUAGGAUGUAUGAUAUUGCAAUUAAUUGGAGUGGUGGAUUACAUCAUGCAAGAAAGGAUGAAGCAUCUGGUUUCUGUUAUGUAAAUGAUAUAGUAUUGGCAAUUUUAGAACUUUUGAAAUUUCAUGCACGUGUACUCUACAUUGAUAUCGAUGUUCAUCAUGGCGAUGGUGUUCAAGAGGCAUUCUAUCUAACUGAUAGAGUUAUGACUGUAAGUUUUCAUAAAUUUGGUGGUGAUUUCUUUCCUGGUACUGGUGAUAUCGAUGAAAUUGGUGCUAAAACUGGUAAACUCUAUUCUGUAAAUGUACCAUUAGCUGAUGGUAUUGAUGAUAAAAACUAUUUAAAUAUUUUUAAACCUGUAAUUCAAGGAGUAAUGGAUUAUUAUAGGCCAUCAGUUAUAGUAUUACAAUGUGGAGCAGAUUCAUUAAGAUUUGAUAGAUUAGGUUGUUUUAAUUUAACAAUUAAAGGUCAUGCAGAAUGUGUUAGAUUUGUAAAGAGUUUUAAUAUACCAACCUUGGUAUUGGGUGGUGGUGGCUAUACAGUUAGAAAUGUAGCAAGAUGUUGGACUUAUGAAACAUCAGUUUGUGUAGACACUGAAGUUAAUAAUGAACUACCAUACAAUGAUUACAUUCAAUUCUAUAGUCCCGAUUUUCAAUUGAUACCUGAUUACACUGGUUUACCAUUUAAAUAUGAAAAUGCAAACACCAAGUCUUAUUUAGAAUCUCUCAGAAUUAAAAUUUUAGAAAAUUUAAGAAUUUUACAAUGGGCACCAAGUGUUCAAAUACAAGAUGUUCCACCUGAUAUAAUGCCAAUUGAUUUUGAUAGAGAUGAAGAUUCAAAAGAAAAUAUGGAUAAAAGAAAGAAAAAGCAUAAUGAUUUUAGUUGA